AUGAAGCUUUGGAUUCAUCUACUAUAUUCAGCUUUGAUUGCCUCAGUUUCUAUACAGUCUCCACCUGCACUAUCACCAGUUAGAGGAUCUUGUGAUUCUCUGUGUUCAUGUGAGGAAAAGGAUGGUUUACUACUUAUAAAUUGUGAGAAAAGAGGGAUCAAGUCUUUAUCACAAAUAAAUGUGCCACCAUCAAGACCUUUCCAUCUAUUUUUAUUAAACAAUGGAUUGACUACACUACACACAAAUGACUUUUCCGGUCUUAACAAUGCCAUCUUAAUACAUCUUGGAUUUAAUAAUAUUGUGGAUAUUGAGCCUGGUGCAUUUAAUGGCCUUGGCCUUCUGAAGCAGCUUCAUAUUAAUCACAAUUCUUUAGAAAUUCUGAAAGAAGAUACUUUUCAUGGUUUAGAGAACCUGGAAUUCCUUCAAGCAGAUAACAAUUUUAUCACAGUGAUUGAACCAAGUGCCUUUAGCAAGCUUCAUAGACUAAAAGUCUUAAUUUUAAACGAUAAUGCCAUUGAGUUUCUUCCCCCAAAUAUAUUUCGCUUUGUCCCCUUGACCCAUCUGGACCUCCGUGGGAAUCAGUUACAAACAUUGCCAUAUGUUGGCUUUUUGGAGCACAUUGGUAGGAUACUGGACCUUCAGUUGGAAGACAACAAAUGGGUCUGCAAUUGUGACUUGUUGCAGUUAAAGACAUGGUUGGAAAAUAUGCCUCCCCAGUCUAUCAUUGGUGAUGUUGUUUGUAGCAGCCCCCCAUUUGUCAAAGGAAGUGUUCUAAGUAGACUGAAAAAGGAAUCUAUCUGUCCCACACCUCCAGUACAUGAAGAAUAUGAGGAUCCUUCAGGCUCAUUACACCUAGUAGUGACCUCUUCUAUAAAUGACGGUCAUAUAUCAACCAAGAUGACAUCUAUUUCAAAAAGUCCCACCAAGGUACCAGGUUUAGUACCUUAUGCUACAAAGCCAUCUACUCCACUUCCAGGACCUUAUUGUCCUAUUCCUUGUAACUGCAAAGUCCUUACCCCAUCAGGACUUCUAAUUCAUUGCCAGGAACGAAAUAUUGAAAGUUUAUCGGACUUAAAGCCUCCUCCCGAAAAUCCUAAAAAACUUAUUUUAGCAGGCAAUAUUAUUCAAACUCUAAUGAAAUCUGACCUGGUGGAAUAUUCUACUUUGGAAAUGCUUCACUUGGGAAACAACCGGAUUGAGGUUCUUGAAGAAGGGUCAUUCAUGAAUCUCACCAGAUUGCAGAAGCUCUAUCUAAAUGGUAACCAUCUGAUCAAAUUAAACCGUGGUUUAUUCCUAGGGCUCCAGAAUCUUGAGUAUCUGUAUCUUGAAUAUAAUGCAAUCAAGGAAAUAUUACCUGGAACUUUUAAUACAAUGCCAAAACUUAAAGUCCUCUAUUUGAAUAACAAUCUUCUCCAAGCUUUACCACCUCACAUUUUUUCAGGAGUUCCUUUAACCAGGAUAAACCUCAAAACAAACCAGUUUGCACAUUUGCCCGUGAGUAAUGUCUUAGAUGAACUGGAUUUGUUGAUCCAGAUUGAGCUUGAGGAUAAUCCCUGGGACUGCUCUUGUGAUUUAGUUGGGUUGCAGCAGUGGAUACAAAAACUAAGCAAAGACGUAGUGACUGAUGACAUUCUCUGCACAUCCCCAGGACAUCUAGAUAAAAAAGAUUUAAAAUCAUUGAAUAGUGAACUUUUGUGUCCAGGCCUAAUUAAUAGCCCAUCUCAGCAAACCCAUGCUAGCUUUAUAAUUGUUACUACUCCUACAACUACAACCAACACUGCAGAUACCAUUUUAAGAUCACUUACAGAUGCUGUUCCCCUUUCUGUUUUAAUCUUGGGUCUCCUCAUUGUGUUUAUUACCAUUGUCUUCUGUGCUGCUGGAAUAGUCGUUCUUGUUCUCCAUCGCAGGAGAAGGUGCAAAAAGAAACAAGCAGACGAGCAAAUGAGAGAUAGCAGUCCUGUGCACCUGCAGUAUAGCAUGUAUGGUCAUAAGAUGACACAUCACACAACUGAAAGGCCCAGUGCAUCAAUGUAUGAGCAGCACAUGGUGAGCCCAAUGGUUCAUGUCUACCGAAGCCCAUCUUUCAGCCCCAAACAUCUAGAAGAAGAGGAGGAGAAAAAUGACAAGGAUGGAAAUGACUCAAAACAUCUCCAGAGAAGUCUCCUGGAAAGGGAAAAUAAUUCACCCCUCACAGGUUCAAAUGUGAAAUACAAAGCCACAGAUCAAUCAGCGGAAUUUCUAUCCUUCCAGGAUGCCAGUUCCUUAUAUAGAAACAUUCUGGAGAAAGAACGAGAACUUCAGCAACUGGGGAUCACAGAGUACCUGAGGAAAAAUAUUGCCCAGCUCCAGCCUGAGAUAGAGGUGCAUUAUCCUGGAACACAUGAGGAGCUAAAAUUAAUGGAGACAUUAAUGUACUCCAGACCAAGGAAGGUGUUAGUGGAACAGACGAAAAAUGAGUAUUUUGAGCUCAAAGCUAACUUACAUGCUGAACCUGACUACUUAGAAGUCCUGGAACAGCAAACAUAA
Gracilinanus agilis (Agile Gracile Mouse Opossum) is the source of this 2526-nucleotide messenger RNA. RefSeq names its product SLIT and NTRK like family member 6 (gene SLITRK6). Gene Ontology annotation, biological process: regulation of presynapse assembly; axonogenesis; positive regulation of synapse assembly. Bases 1 to 2526 code for a protein of 841 amino acids. Gene Ontology annotation, molecular function: protein binding. Gene Ontology annotation, cellular component: membrane. The record is from RefSeq and is a predicted model, not a curated record. The transcript has a single exon. NCBI's taxonomy places the organism in Eukaryota, Metazoa, Chordata, Mammalia, Didelphimorphia, Didelphidae.